GCCCACAGCCCCUAAACAUGAAAAGGCUCUGGUGCAUAUGUGGGUUUGAUUUUAGGAAAGGGGGGUCCUCAGAUUCCAAAGACACACUGGGUGACCCCAGCCUCCACUGGAAGCCACUGGGCAGAGGAACUCACUGUCGGACCUUUAUUUUUAGUCACCGUCUCCAGUGGCCAACUGAAGCAGGAGUUGUAAGAGGUCAAAGUGAGGGUCGGUUUCCAAGCGCAGCCGGUGGGGUCGGCCUCCCCAGGGCAGCCAGCCCACAGAGUGUCUCCAUCUCCCAGCUCCCGGCCCGUCCAAUACUCUCCUGGACAUGUCCACAGGUUUCCACCAGGAUGUUCUCACAGUCUGCCUGACCACAUCUGAAACCAAUACCCGGCUUCUUCACAGGGUAGACAACCGAGCAGAUGUUUUUCACCUGGACUUGAGGCCACUCUACGAUAAACUUAACAUGAUGAGUUUUAGGGUUUGGCGUAGGUCUUUCUAGCAGUCAAUCAACUCUUGUACCUCAAAGUUUCAACAUUUUUAAGGUUUUUUUUUUUUCCGAGAAGGAAGUCUAUUGCUCUCAUCCCAUUGAUGAGUUGGAAAGUGACUGUAUGCUCGGAGUACAUGCUGUAAUAGAGGGACGAGUCUUCAACCCCAUCCCAGGAAUGAGCAAGCCCCAGACCCAGCUCCAAGAACUGUUCCUUUGGACCCUGCCAGGAGAGCCUCUCAGUGGCCUGCCUGCCCUGCCAGCCUCACCAACCCCAGCUCCAGGCUUGUUGCUAAGGGACACCUUCCCAUUUACUCAGGCUCUGUGGGAUGGCUUUGUUGCCAUGGCAAUGCAUCAAUCUGGAGAGGGAGAGGGAGAGGGAGAGAGAGAACAUACUCUUGUGUGUGGACUCACAACGGGCCCCUGCUGACCAUGAACAAGAUGAAGAACUUCAAGAGAAGGCUUUCCCUGUCCGUGCCCCGCCCAGAGACCAUUGAGGAGUCCCUGGCUGAGUUCACCGAGCAGUUCAACCAGCUCCACACCCAGAGGAAGGAGGAUGGCGGGGACGAGCCUGGGCACCUGUCCCCUGGCAUGCAGUAUCAACAACGACAGAGUCAGCGCCGCUUCUCCAUGGAGGACCUCAACAAGAGGCUCUCCCUGCCCAUGGAUAUCCGCCUGCCCCAGGAAUUCCUGCAGAAGCUACAGCUGGAGAACCCAGGGCUGCCCAAGCCACUCACCCGAAUGUCCCGUCGUGCCUCCCUGUCAGAUAUCGGCUUUGGGAAACUGGAAACAUACGUGAAACUGGACAAACUGGGGGAGGGUACCUAUGCCACCGUCUUCAAGGGGCGCAGCAAGCUGACGGAGAACCUCGUGGCCCUGAAGGAGAUCCGGCUGGAGCAUGAGGAAGGGGCACCCUGUACUGCCAUUCGAGAGGUGUCUCUGCUGAAGGACCUGAAACACGCCAAUAUUGUGACCCUGCAUGACCUCAUUCACACAGAUCGGUCCCUCACCCUGGUGUUUGAGUACCUGGACAGUGACCUGAAACAGUAUCUAGACCACUGUGGAAACCUCAUGAACAUGCACAAUGUCAAGAUUUUCAUGUUCCAGCUGCUCCGGGGUCUAGCCUACUGCCACCGCCGCAAGAUCCUGCACCGAGACCUGAAGCCCCAGAACCUGCUCAUCAAUGAUAGGGGCGAGCUGAAGCUGGCUGACUUUGGCCUGGCCCGGGCCAAAUCAGUGCCUACAAAGACGUAUUCCAAUGAGGUGGUAACCCUCUGGUACAGGCCUCCAGAUGUGCUGCUGGGAUCCACAGAGUACUCCACCCCCAUUGACAUGUGGGGCGUGGGCUGCAUACUCUAUGAGAUGGCUACCGGGAAGCCCCUCUUCCCAGGCUCCACCGUCAAGGAGGAAUUACACCUCAUCUUCCGUCUCCUGGGGACUCCUACAGAAGAGACCUGGCCGGGUGUGACGUCCCUCUCCGAGUUUCGAGCCUACAACUUCCCCCGGUACCUGCCGCAGCCGCUGCUCAGCCACGCUCCCAGGUUGGAUACGGACGGCAUCAACCUCCUGACCAGCCUCCUCCUGUACGAAUCCAAGAGUCGCAUGUCAGCAGAGGCGGCCCUAAGUCACCCCUACUUCCUGUCUCUGGGAGAACGUGUACACCAGCUUGAUGACACCGCCUCCAUCUUCUCCCUGAAAGAGAUCCAGCUCCAAAAGGACCCGGGCUAUCGUGGCCUGGCCUUCCAGCACCCAGGGCGAGGGAAGAGCAGGCGGCAGAGCAUCUUCUGAGUUACGUCCACCCUGCUGCAACUCACGGGGCGAGAGGCCACACGGAACAUGGAUUCAGGAAGUAUGGGGCCUGUGUGGCCAUCCGAGGGCUGAGCAAUGAACGCCUGUGGCCAGUCUGGAGGACCACUUGGCAGCCCUGGUGGUAGCGGUCGCUUCCUUUUUCCUUGCUUGCCACACACCUCUGGGAUGGCCUCUACCUGGACACCAACCCCUUUGCCGUCCACUCUGGGAUGGGGCAUGAGCUACUUCCCUGAGAGGAAGGGAGGGGCGAGGAGGGACCUGGGACCCCUUCCCGGCAGAGGUGCUGGGGGGAAUCUGGGGACCCUGGGCUUGCCUGGCUCAUCAGCUCGAUAGACCCCUUUCUUGUCCUCUG
Molecule: messenger RNA, 2630 nt
Organism: Peromyscus eremicus (cactus mouse)
Lineage: Eukaryota; Metazoa; Chordata; Mammalia; Rodentia; Cricetidae
Gene: Cdk18
Product: cyclin dependent kinase 18
Exons: 16
Coding region: 902-2257 (451 amino acids)
Biological process (GO): protein phosphorylation
Cellular component (GO): nucleus; cytoplasm
Molecular function (GO): protein kinase activity; ATP binding
Source: RefSeq, a predicted model, not a curated record